Messenger RNA from Adineta steineri, 1038 nucleotides. NCBI's taxonomy places the organism in Eukaryota, Metazoa, Rotifera, Eurotatoria, Adinetida, Adinetidae. The record is from the annotation of a GenBank genome assembly.
AUGUCAUUGUCGGACGGUUUUCUCACAUUGUUACAAUCAGUGCAGACAAGUUUAUUUCGAAUCGGUGGUCUAAUAUUAUUGGUAUUUGGUGUUGUUAGUUGUAUCAUCAAUCUGAUUGUUUUCACUCAGAAAAAUCAACGUAAAAGUCCAUGUUCCAUCUAUUUGAUAGCAGUGAAUGUUGCUAAUUUCUUAUACAUUGUUUUAGCACUAUUAUUCCUUAUAUUAACAGUUGGCUAUGGCACAGAUCUUACUAUAUAUAAUCUCUUCAUGUGUCGUUUCUACUAUUACAGAUCGUAUUUAUUCGAUAUUCUCAGUCCAUUUUAUCUUAUCUUAGCUUCAAUCGACCGAGUUAUAGUCACAUCAUCAAAUGCUCGAACACGACAAAAAAGUACUCUUCGUUUAGCUUAUAUUUGUAUCGGUUGUGGAACAUUAUUUUGGAUAGUGUUUCAUUGUCAUGCAUUAUUCUUAGUAGAUAUUCAAGAAAUAGCACCGGGUUAUUUUAUGUGUUACGCUCGAGCAGGUCGUUAUACCCUUCUCUUGAGUUAUUAUUCAUUGUUCGUCAAAGCAAUUGCAGUGCCUUUGUUAAUGAUUAUUUUUGGCAUAUGUACUGCAGAAAACAUUCGAAAACUGCAUCAACGACGCAUUGCUCCUCUAACGGCGAAUACUGUAAAUAUAGCACGGCAUUCUGAACAUCCCUUUCAUGCGAAAGAUCGACGAUUUGUUCUAAUGGUAGUUGCGGAUAUUUGUAUUUACAUAGCAUGUAAUGCAAUGCUUACAUCAUUGGAUAAAGAAGUAUCACUUGGUUUUAUGUGUGAAAAAGGCUAUUUAUUAGAAAUUGAUACGAGUGAACCACCAGAUGGAUGUCAACGAUUGGUUGGUGCUGAUGUAUCUUGGAUAUCUAAAUUCCCUGUUGAAUGUGAAUUUCUGAUUGCAAGGAAGCCAACAUUUGAAAUAACGGAGAUAGGAUUUGAUAUUGAACGAAAUUGUCAAUUAGUGAGAGUUCAGAAUGGAAACAAUUUGCAUUCUAAUAGUGAUUAA